AUUCCGCACACGUUCGUCCACUGCCUCGGGUCUCCUCGCCCCCCAUCACAUAACGUUACUUUGAUCCAAGAUGGCAGAGCUACAAAUGGCCCUUUCCUUCCGUGAAGCUCUCCACAGACUGGACGACCGCAGGGUAAAGGCCACCAGGCCGCUCAUUCCUCCCCAGAUCCUUCAGGAGGACCUCCCUCUGACACUCAACGCUGCCCAAACUAUCCUCGAGGCUCGCAAAGCAGCAGAGAAUAUCCUCAAGUCCAACGAUGAUCGCCUCAUGGUCGUGGUGGGCCCCUGCUCGGUCCAUAACGUCGAGUCUGCACUCGAGUAUGCCAGGCUGCUCAAGGCGUACGCCGACAAGGCCAAGGAUGACUUGCUCAUUAUCAUGCGCGUCUACUUCGAGAAGCCUCGUACCACUGUUGGCUGGAAGGGCCUCAUCAAUGACCCAGAGAUGAACGGCACCUUCCAGAUUAACAAGGGUCUUCGCCUUGGCCGCACCCUCCUCCUUGAUAUUGCCAAUAUGGGUCUCCCUGCCGGUUGCGAGUUCCUUGAUACGAUCUCCCCGCAGUACACCGCCGAUCUCGUCUCUUGGGGUGCCAUCGGCGCUCGCACCACCGAGUCGCAGGUACAUCGCGAGCUCGUCUCCGCGCUUUCCAUGCCUACUGGUUUCAAGAACUCCACCGACGGAACUGUCGGCAUUGCGAUUGACGCUUGCAGGGCGGCCAGCCAGCCGCACGUCUUCUUGUCCGUCGGCAAGGGCGGUCUCAGUAGUAUCGUCGAAACCGAGGGCAACCCCGACGUUCAUGUUAUCCUCCGCGGCGGCUCGUCGGGCCCCAAUUUCGCCGCUCAGUAUGUCCACGACUGCGGCGACAAGAUGAUCAAGGCAGGCUUCGCGCCCAAGGUGAUGAUUGACUGCAGUCACGGCAACAGCCAGAAGCAGCACCGUCGUCAAUUGGAUGUCGCCGAGGAUAUUGCAAAGCAGCUCGAGUCGGGCGAUACCUCACAGAUGAUUAUGGGCGUCAUGCUCGAAUCUAACCUUGUCGAAGGCCGCCAGGACAUCCCCACCUCUGGUCCCGCUGGUUUGAAACACGGCCAGUCCGUCACCGAUGCCUGCAUUUCGUGGGAGCAGACCGUGCCCGUGCUCGACCGUCUUUGUCAGGCGGUUCGCGGGCGGCGGGACAACGUUCGUCGCAAGGCUCGGGGCCUCGAGUUCCCUGUACCUGUCACGAAGGCCGUUCACGUCGCCAAGGCCGCUGCUAGCGGCACUCCGACUGGGGCCACGAAUGGUGUGACGAAUGGCGCGACGAAUGGUACUCAGUGACGGUACAGGCUAGAAUUUAGAGAGUUCAACCUCCUCAUUUGGACAUUGAUCACGACAUUGUAUUUCUGCAUCUCGUAAGAGAACGUGUAUUGUACACUAUGUCUGCUACUCUAGAAUCAUUCUCUUGUGCAUCCUGAAGCGUCCU
Phanerochaete carnosa HHB-10118-sp is the source of this 1457-nucleotide messenger RNA. RefSeq lists its product as uncharacterized. NCBI's taxonomy places the organism in Eukaryota, Fungi, Basidiomycota, Agaricomycetes, Polyporales, Phanerochaetaceae. Bases 71 to 1312 code for a protein of 413 amino acids. The record is from RefSeq and is a predicted model, not a curated record. Gene Ontology annotation, cellular component: cytoplasm. Gene Ontology annotation, molecular function: 3-deoxy-7-phosphoheptulonate synthase activity. Gene Ontology annotation, biological process: aromatic amino acid biosynthetic process. The transcript has 7 exons.